Aureobasidium musti is the source of this 1827-nucleotide messenger RNA. NCBI's taxonomy places the organism in Eukaryota, Fungi, Ascomycota, Dothideomycetes, Dothideales, Saccotheciaceae. The record is from the annotation of a GenBank genome assembly.
CUCUGCUCCCUCUCAGACUUCCNNCUCGCCCAAGACUACGACUACAUAAUAAUCGGCGGCGGAACAGCAGGUCUUUGUGUCGCCGCCCGACUAACCGAGAACCCCGAUGUAACUGUCGGCGUCCUCGAAGCCGGCGCAAACCGCAUGGACGAUCCUCAAGUCUACACACCAAGUCUGUACCCAACAUUGAUCGGACGCGAGAAGUAUGACUGGUGUUAUGAGAGUGUGCCUCAACCUGAUGCUGGAGGUAAGACCAUGUCGCAGCCUAGAGGAAAGGUUUUGGGUGGAUCGAGUGCUAUCAACUAUCUCAUGUAUGUGAGAGGAUCCAAGGCGGAUUAUGCUGCUUGGGAGUCACUAGGCAACAAAGGCUGGGGCUGGGAAGGACUUGCUCCAUACUUCAAGAAGAGUCAGACGUAUGAUCCGCCGAAGCAAGAACACCCAAACAAGCAGUUCAUGCCCAUUGCGGCCAAAGAUCAGUAUCAUGGCACUAGUGGCCCCAUCCACACAUCAUUCAAUGAUUAUUGGGAGGUUAGGCUUUGGCAUACGACUUUUGCAAAGCGGCGUACGAAGUUGGUGGACAGGACAAUUCGCUCGUUGAUGCAUGGUCUGGUGNAUCAUCUCGGCUUCUAUAGUUCUCUUGCAGCCGUGGAUCGCACCACCGACAAGGGAAGGAGAAGUUAUGCCGCCACAGGAUAUCUGCGACCAAAUCUCUCCCGUCCCAACUUGAAAGUCUUGACUGAGGCUUUAGCGACCAAAGUCUUGCUUGACGGCACCACCGCGACAGGUGUUGAGUUCUGGCAUGGCGGUCAGAAACACUCCAUCAAUGCAUCUAAAGAAGUCAUUCUUUCUGGUGGUACUAUAAACAGCCCGCAGCUGCUUGAACUCUCAGGCAUUGGCGACCCGGAGGUACUAAAGGCAGUGGGUGUCGAGUGCUUGAUCGAAAACAAGCGUGUCGGCAGCAACUUCCAAGAUCAUGUCCUCGGUGGUAUGCUCUACGACCUGAAGGACGGUCUGAAGUCUCUGGACUCACUCCACGACUCAGAGUACCAGAAGGCUAUGGAGAAGGUGUACCAAGAGACUGGCGAGGGACCUUACGGUAGCCCUGGCAUGCUGAUGGGAUUCGUGUCAUACGCUUCGCUCGUCAGCGAAGAGGUGUUGAACGACACCAUUGCCGAAAUUCGCAAGAACUCGCUUGCAAAGACCGAUUUCGAGAAGCGUCAGGAAGCGACUAUCAUCUCGCAGCUCAGCGAUCCCAAGUUUGCAAACAUUCAGAUAUUCUGUUCUCAGGGAGACAGCCAAGUCAAGUUCUUCAACCCUCCGCCUGAAGGCAAGACCCGCAUCUCCCUUCUCGUAUGUUUGGAACACCCGUUGUCUCGUGGAAGCAUUCACAUCACUUCGUCCGAUCCAACCGAGCACCCCCGCAUAGAUCCAGGUUAUCUCAAGAAUGGCGCCGAUGCCAAGAUCCUCGCCGAGGGUAUCAAGUGGAUGGACAAGGUCGCCAAUCAGCCCAUCCUCAAAGAGUCGCUAGGCGAACGCAUCCUGCCACCUCAAGGUGCGAGUAUCGAAACCGAAGAGGAGAGAGUUGAGUACGUGAGAAAUCACAUUUCGACACAAUACCACCUGAUCGGUACCUGUACCAUGGGCGAGGUCGUCGACGACAAACUCAAGGUCAGAGGUGUUGACAACUUGCGUGUCAUCGAUGCCUCGGUGUUCCCAACUCAUGUAUCAGGCAACAUCAUGGCUACGGCUUAUGCUGUCGGAGAGAAGGGCGCAGAUCUAGUCAAGGCGGAUGAUGGAAGAUUCUUGAUGAAGGUCGACUCGAAGGCA